GUCCCAUUUUAGUAAUAUAGGUUUACAGCUAGUAGAAAUUUACACGGAUCGUAUAAUACAAAUAAAAAAAUAUAAAUAUUUCUGUAAAAAUGUCUUCAACGUAUCCUAAUGCAGAUGUUACCGAAUUAGGUGAAAAUAAGGAACUGAAACAAUUGGAAGAUUAUAUUGAUGAUAUUAUAUUAACUGCAAUAGAAAAAAUACAUAAUUUGGAUUUACAUAGGGAAGAUGAACACAUAUCCAGAAAUACUGAAGAAGAAAUAAUAAUAAGAGACUCCAAUGAAGUUCAAAAUAGAAUAGUGAUACCUCUAGAAAACCAACUCAAUCGUUGUGUAAAUAAAUUUCCCUUUCUAAACAAUAAAGAAGAUAAGGCAACAGAUACAGGAAUUUUUAAUUUUGUUGGAAGUUUCCACCCAGACCCUUUUGAAAAUAAACCCAUUCCUCAAACUAAUUUAAUAGUUUACCCAACACGAUACAUCAUUAGUGUUAUUGAUGAGUCAGGCGAAAUCAUAUUUAGGAAUCAUUCAGUAACGAGGAACGAGUUUCUUCUAAACACACUUAUUAUUCUUUCGCUAAUGCUUAUUGUAACAUUUUCAUUGGUGUUUGCUUUAGUUUACGUUCCCGCUAUGGGGAAUUUCAUAAAAGCCGAUACCCAAAUGUUUUAUUUUAUUUCUAUUAUCGACUUAAUUUUAUUCAUUGUUCUUUUUAGCUUUGACGAAAUUAGAAAAAAAAGCCCUUAUAAUUAUUUUCUAAUGGCCAUUUUUAGCUUAUGCAAUGGUUAUCUUUUGGGUUACCUCUAUAUCCAAUACACUACCGAUAAAUUGUUAUAUAGUCUUGCUGGAACAUUCAUUAUAUUAUUUAUAGUUGGUUCUAUAUCCUGGCUAUAUUGUUUUGAUUUAACUUCUUCUUUUUUUCUAGUUGACAUGCUAAUAAUUCUUGCGAUUGCAUAUUUAAUGAUUGCAUCUAUUUAUUAUUGGAUAACACGGAGUCAAGUUUUACUACAUUUUUUUUUCAUUAUCUUUGUAAGUGUCAUAAGUUUAGCCCUUUUUCAUCAUUUCCAGCUAAUGUUCGGAAGAGGAAAGUACGCGAUGAAUAGAGAAGAGGAAGUUCUAUCCGCUUUUGUCAUGUAUUUUCAAAUUAUGAUUGUAUUUGCAACUUUUCCAAAAUUAAUUGUAGGCCCACAAAGGUAAAACAAGUAAAUACAGAAGAUUUGUAAAGCAGG
Psylliodes chrysocephalus is the source of this 1219-nucleotide messenger RNA. NCBI's taxonomy places the organism in Eukaryota, Metazoa, Arthropoda, Insecta, Coleoptera, Chrysomelidae. The record is from the annotation of a GenBank genome assembly.